AUGCGCAGAACACAUCGACCACAGGCUAUAAGAAGGUCAAACAGUUCGCUGAUUGUGUUCUUGACACGGAGCUGGGAAGUAGUUGGAAAUAAAGGAGCGUCGACGAGCGGAUACUCCGGCACAAAGGUCGGUAAUAGCUUGGAGAAAACGAUUGCUGAAAUUACCAACGUGCCACUCGAGGUGCUGAAAGAGUACCAGCGCAGCAUUCGUUACUCCAUUAGUGAGAAGCUUCGAUGGAUGGACAGUAGAAAGACUUCUGAAGAAGAGGACCUGACAUAUGCACUUUUUGGUAUCUUGAACGUAUCUCUGCCAGUUAUCUAUGGCGAGAAGGGCAAGGCGAGGGAUCGGCUUCUAGCUACUAUUCGAGAACGCGAGGAGCUCGGGUUGAGGCAAGCUAAGCACUACCGAGAGAUCUCUAGCUGGGUGUCACCGACUGAUCCGUGGGAGAACCACCAGACGGCUCGGAAGCAGCAUGAGCCCGAAACUGGUGCUUGGCUACUGCAAAGCGAGACAUACCCAGCAUGGAAAGCUGGCUCAGACGAUUAUCAUCAUCUCUGGCUUCAUGGGCCCGCAGGAAGCGGCAAGACGAUCCUUUGUUCUACAGCUAUUGAGGAUGUAUCAGCAAAAUUUAGUAGUCAUCCGAACAUUGGCCAAGCUGUCUUCUAUUUCUCCUUCUCUGACCAAACAAAGCAAAGCCAUGAGAGUCUCGUCCGAUCGAUGGUCGUGCAGCUCGGUUGCAGAGAACCAGGACUCUCGCUAUUACGCCAAGCGUAUGAGAGGCCGGAGCACAAGGUUCUUGGAAUGAACGAGCUGUAUCGAAUCUUGACAGCUAUCGUCCGAUCGUACAACCAGAUCUUUCUCCAUCUGGACGGGCUGGAUGAGUGUCUAGGUGAGCAAGAUGGGCGACUCGAUAUUCUGGCUGCGCUGGAAACGCUUUUAAAGGAAUUCCCUGAGAUGCGACUAAUCGCGACGAGUCGAGACUACCCAGAAAUUCGGUCUCGCAUGGAAAGCAUCGCGGCUGUUGCGAUACGACUUGAUCGACAGGGAGUCGAUUUGAUAUCCAGAAAUACACAGCUACGCCAAUGGCCUGCUCCGAGUAAGAAGCUCGUGGAAGAUACACUUGCACGAAAAGCCAAGGGCAUGUUUAGAUGGGCAGUAUGUCAGCUUCAGGAGCUCAAGAAGACCAAGUCUACUAAGCCGAAGGUGAUAAGUCAAGCCUUGUCUGCUUUACCAAAAACGUUAGACGAGACAUACAUACGGAUGCUAAGGAGUAUCUCAGAGUAUAAUCGCGCCGAUGCGCUCAUGCUGCUCCGGUGGAUUACCUAUGCGCAAUCGCCGCGGACGCUUCACGAGCUUGCAGAAGCGACAAUCAUCCAGAUCCCGGACGAAGCGGGCGUGGAAGGUGCGGUAGAUAUGGAAGAUCGCGGCAGCUGGGCAGACACAUUAUCAGUUCUCGCUGGACUGGUAACAAUUCAGACUGAAGAGGCCGAUAGAGAGGACGAUGACAGAGACAGAGACUAUAUCGAACUUCCGAUCUCGGGCGAAGCCACUCGGGACGCCAAAGUCCGACUCGCCCACUUCUCUGUGCAAGAGUUUCUCGAAUCGACCCGAAUACUAGCGAGCGAUGUUGACACAUUUCACCUCGAACCCGCACGAGAACAUGCCUUUCUCGCACAGAGCUGUCUUGUGUACUUACACCAAACGACAUCACCCGGCAUUCCCUCCUCCUCCUCCCUAGAACCAAACAAAAACGUCAUCCGUGGCAGCUUCAUCAAACGUCACACAUACACACACACACACACACACGCUCCCACAAUGUCAACACCGACGCAAGGCCAGGCCUAUGGCAACAAUGCAUACCCAACCCCAGCAUCACAAGUCACCGGCUCAUCAGCAUCGCAACCGGGCUACUCGGUCGAGAGGUCCUCUCAAUCCAACUCGGUGACUCCGUAUCAACAGCAGCAGCACCAACAGCAGCAGUCCCAACAACAACAACAACAACAACAACAGCAGCAGCAGCAGCAGCAACCCACCACCAACCCGCCGUUCGAGAGGUACUGUGUCAUUCACAUUGCCACGACUUGUGAUGAGCAUGGAGUCUACGUGACAAAGGACAGUGCGGAGGUCAUUAAGAUUGGAUGGGUUGUUAUAGACGCGAAGAACCCGGAACGAGAGCUCCACCGUCAAUCCGUGCUGGUCCGACCCGUGAACACCCCCAUCACGCCGCUCUACACCUCCCUGACCACGCUCACCUGGGAACACGUCAAGAACGCCGGCACCUUCCGCGACGCCAUCAACGCCUUCGACACCUACGCCAGCGAGCACCUCGUCCCCAAGGACGCCGGCCCCGGCGCACACCCCUCCUUCGCCUUCGUGACCCUCACGCCCUGGGACCUCCGCGUCUCGUCGAGCCUGUCGUCCAUCUGUGCGGGUCUGGAGGUCGAGGAGGUGCGUUCCUCCGGGAAGGUCACGGGCGGACUGCCCUUCCACCUGCAAGCCCUGGCUCCCACCUCGCCUCGCCGUGCGUUAGAGGAGGCGUUGACCCUCUCCCGAUGCUUGAACUCCCUCCUGGUCAAAUCCCGGCCUUCACCGAGCAACCCUCAAGGCACCGAGGGCAUCCUCUCCCGUCCGCUGGAUGCCCGGAGCGAUGUCCGCGCUUUCCUCGGCGAACGCAGCAAAGUGCUCCAUCUGAGCGGUCUCCCGCAUGAUACCACCCAGUCGGAAUUGGAGAGCUGGUUCACACAGUAUGGUGGUCGUCCGAUUGCGUUCUGGACCCUGCGGACCCCCGAGGGUGGGAAACCUAGCGGGAGUGGGUUUGUGGUGUUUGGGAGCCAUGAAGAGGCAGCUGAAUCGCUCAGCAUGAACGGACGAGCAUUAAACGACCGCGCCAUCGAGGUCUCACCCUCAUCCAGUCGAGUCCUGGACCGUGCCGCCCAAUCCCAACCUCCAGGCGGUCCACCACUUCUCACUCCCUUCCCGCCGUCCAAGAACCGACCGCGUCCAGGAGAUUGGAGCUCCCCGAGCUGCGGCUUCUCCAACUUCCAACGCCGCACCGCCUGCUUCCGCUGCUCUUUCCCCGCCAUGGGCGCUCAACCCGACCCCUACGGCCAGCAGCCCUACGGAAUGCAACCUGGCCCUUACGGCGGUGGUCCCAACUACGGCGGGCCCUCCGGCAUGAUGGGCGGACACGGCCACGGCGGACCCGGAUACGGCGGCAUGGGCGGCGGCGGCAACAUGAGCGGCGGCUCCGGCGGCGGACGCGGCGGCGUCGUGCCCUUCCGCGCCGGCGACUGGAAAUGCGGCAACGAAACCUGCGCCUACCACAACUUCGCCAAGAACAUCAACUGCCUCCGCUGCGGCUCCUCCCGCAGCAACGCCGCCGUCAUCGCCGACAACAACAACAGUAACAACGGUGCACCAACUUUCGCCCCCAACCACUCCUACCCCGGCCACCCUCCCCCCAACAUGCAGCACUCCAUGGACCCUACCUCCUACAACCCCAUCAUGUCCCAACAACAACAGCAACAGCAACCUCCCCCGCCGCUCGGCCCCUAUCCCAUCCUUCGGCCCGCCGUCGACGUAUGCCCUGCCCUCGGGCAUCGCGGGACAGAACCAUACAUGGGCGGCGGCGGUGGUGGAUAUCCACCUCAUAUGUCCGCCGCUGGCCACGCCGCGCAAGGUGGUUUCGACAGCCGCGCCGAACAGGCUUUCAACCAUGGCAACUCCGCCGGUGGCCACCAGCAGUAUCCUCCUCCCAACGGCCACUAUAACAAUGGCGGUAACAAUGCUAACAACCACAAUGGCUACUCCUCCGCUGGAGGCGCCGGUGCCAGUGGAGGCGCAGGCGGAGAGAAUGGUUCUUCCGAUCCGUUCUCGUUCCUCUCCUCGGGCAUGAACAACCUUGGCAUCAACAAUGAGGGCGAGGGUCCCCGGAGGGGGGGAAGGGGGGAUGCGAAAUCUCCGCAAUAG
This is a messenger RNA of Dissoconium aciculare CBS 342.82, 3969 nucleotides long. RefSeq lists its product as uncharacterized. The coding region runs from base 1 to 3969 and encodes 1322 amino acids. The transcript has 8 exons. The record is from RefSeq and is a predicted model, not a curated record. Gene Ontology annotation, molecular function: RNA binding. Lineage: Eukaryota; Fungi; Ascomycota; Dothideomycetes; Mycosphaerellales; Dissoconiaceae.